Messenger RNA from Helianthus annuus (common sunflower), 3816 nucleotides. RefSeq lists its product as uncharacterized. Gene Ontology annotation, biological process: proteolysis. NCBI's taxonomy places the organism in Eukaryota, Viridiplantae, Streptophyta, Magnoliopsida, Asterales, Asteraceae. The transcript is spliced from 14 exons. Gene Ontology annotation, molecular function: cysteine-type peptidase activity. The coding region runs from base 2725 to 3597 and encodes 290 amino acids. The record is from RefSeq and is a predicted model, not a curated record.
AGUCCUCAUACAUUGAUACUCCUCUUUCACAAUCAUACCUUUUUAUCUCUCUUGCUCUUUUCCUGGUUCUCUGUAUAUACCCCUUUUUAACUUUGUUCUCCAUGGUUCUCUUCAAUAUUGAUAUGAGUUCCAUUGUUCAGGUAGAAGGCAACUGUCCCCCAACUAUGUUUUCUCAUCUCCACCCACCUCUACACCACCACUGUUGCCACCACCACCGCCAUGGCUUCCCACCACCGCCACCAUCAUGACCUCUCUCUCUCUCCAUGUCAACACAGUUGGAAAACACCUUUGUCAAUAAUGCACAAAGCCCUUAGAAUUACCGCCACUUUGCGGGGAAAGCCAAUUUCUUUGCAUAAUUUUUCACCACAGAUCCGACGGAUUAGAGUAUGUAUAAGGAGGUAUAACUGAGUUUGGGUCUCCGGCCUCGUCUCCGACGGAGAUGGUUUUCCGUCAAUUAAAAAAAGAAGCCCUAAAUGGGUUUUUUUUCUUUUUUUGGAAAAAAAUGGGUGAAAAAAAGGCUUGAACCCGCGCCCUUUUUUUACUAAAAUUCACAAUAUAUAAUUUAUAUAAUAUAAACUAUAGAUCUUAAUCUCAAAACCGUUUCAGAAAAUCAAGAUUUUCUCAUAGAAAAAACCCACUCCCGCCACAUUAUCAUAAAUUUCUCAUAAAAAUACCUGCUCCCGCCCCAUUUAGCACAAUCCCUCGAUGGUUUUAAACUUAGCAUUCUUCUCCAAACCGUCCACGUUUGCCAUAUUAAAAUAGUGAACGAGGUAGCUUCUUCCCCAUUUCCCUCAUUUUGAUUUGUAAGUAUUUUUGCAUGUUAAAAGCUUUCUAGUCCUGUUUUAUUUGAUGAUUUGCAUUUUCGACAGAUUUAGUGUUUCAUUGUUAGUUACCUUGUGUAUCAUGAUUUAUUUGACUAGUUAUAUAUUUUGUUAGACCUUUUUGUUGAUUCUGCAAUUUUGAUUCCUGAAAUUAGGGCCUAGAUUCAAUUCUUAGAUUUUGUCUCUAAAGUUUACUGGAAAUUGCAAAUUCACCAUUUUAAUUGGAUUUAUGAAUUUCAAAUGCAAGAUAUAGCUUUUCAUUUUGUUUCUUUUGUGUUAUAUAUGCUUUCAAAUAAAUCAAAUAUUCGGUAACUAAUCUAUUUAAAAUAAUUACACAUGUAAUCAAGAUGUUGAUAGAAAUUAUGUGUUCUUAGAAACUGUUAUUUGUUCUGCAAUAUCACUUUCUAAAGUUAUAGUGACCUUUGAGUUCAUAGUUUAUGUUUAAACUGAUGGUUGGUUGUUGUUGACUAGGGCAAAUGUGUUUAUUGGUUUUGUAAGUAUGUAUGUAUAUGUAUAUGUAUCUAAUUAAAUGACUCUAGUUAUUUAUUUUUUUUUUUGCUUAAUUGUAAUCUAUAGCUAUGUCGAAAAGAGGCAAACGUGGUGUUGCUUCUUUUCAAAAGAAUUAUAAAGAGGAGGAUUAUAAGGUAGAUUUUGACAAAAAUAAUUGUCCGGUGGGUGCAAUGAGUUCCCCAUUUAUGUCAUGGUUUGGGUUGAAAGUUAGACAAACGUUUCCAUAUCAUAUUGAAGGAUUUUGAAAGAAACCGGUGGGAAGAAUUAUGGUUGGAUACCAAGAGGUUAUGGAAUAUUCAAACUGAUGGGGCAAAAAAGUUUAUGCUUAAAAAAGCAAAGAAGCUUUGUACAAAAUUCAGAAGCAGGCUUGUUAUCAACUAUGUUAAUAAAGGAAAAAGGCCUUUUGAGAAAUAUGCAUAUCUCGAUCCUGCGCAUUGGGAUGAAUUCGUUCAGAAAAAAGACAAGCAAAGAAUUUUUGGAUAUAAGCGAGAAGGCCAAAGCAAGAGCAAACGUGAACACAAACUUCUCCCGACUAGGACGAACUGGGUUUGCGGGAUUGGAUGCUAAAACCGAUAUCAUAUGGCCUCUACUUGAAGCAAAGUCUCCAUAUCUUAAAACUAUACAAAAUAAACGUGCCAAAGCGUGGAUAAUGAGUAAAAAAAUAAAAAACCCAGAAACUAACUCGUAUGAACUUGCACCAGAUUCGCAUGAAACAAUCGAACGUUUGGUCCGCACCGAGAGAGAGAUGAUAGAAGAUGGUAGUUAUUUUGCCGGAAAGGAUGACCCGAUUGUUAGAGUUAUGGGACGUGAACACGGCGGAAGAACACGGGCAGUCUCCGAGCUUAUAGGUUCAACACAGGUUCAUGGAGGAUUGUUCAACAAUAGUAAAAAGCGAGCAAGAAGGUGCAAUAGUUUGGAUGCGAACAAGGAGAGAGGCUCGGUAUCAUGGGUGGACAAGAAUUCCGGUGGACCGAUCAUAUCCUAUCCACCUAUCGAGUUAGCGAUGAGUUGACGGUGGCUAUAGGGCAGAUAUGGCCAACUUCUGAUAGGAUUCUACAUGGCAAACUAAUAAGCGAAGAUUUUGUAAAAGUUCAAGUAGAUAAUGUCAUUGAAGGUUGCGAGAAAAUGCCUGUUCUUGAAGUAACUAAAACUGUGGACAUUAAAUGUGUUGGAGACAUGCUUCACUGUUUUGUUCAAUGGCCAAGGGAUGCAGUAAAGAUUGUGAACAAGGAAACAUCCAGCAGGUCUGUGAGUUUCUGUGAGUUUCCUGAGAACGAACCCGAGGCUCGAUUCAUCAAGCCACACAGGCGCCUCGCCUCAAACACAAGCCGGUGACAUCUCGGCGAUUUCAUGUUAUCAUCCAGAGAUUGAGGAAGACCCGUAUGAACUACAAAUGCCUAUUCAACAAAACAUUGAUCAGAUGAGUUUUAUGAAUAUGUUAAUGGAAGUGCAAGAACUACCUGAAAAACAAAUGGCAAACAGUCAUGCUCCUAAUCUAGAUCCAGAAUUUAUCGAUCCUGAAGUAACUACUGCUUUGGAAAGAACAAAGACUAGGCCUCGUGCAAUUCAAGAUAUGGCUGAACUAUUAUCAAGGUGUGUUGGGGAUAACCAUAGCAUUCAGAUUUCUUCACCGGCCAGGAUGUAUCCCCAAACGGUUCAGGAUAGUAUUCCAUAUGUGGAGUUGUUACAACUAUUUUCUAAUGAUUGGCUUGACAUCACUGUGAUACAUUGGUUUGCAAUGUAUUUUUAUGAGUCACAUAAUUCUCGAAGCGCAUUUUUUAAUCCGCACCACAUCAAAGGUGAUUCAUGCACAUGCACGAAAAAUUCUGAAGGCGUUCAAGAACAUAUCAUAGAUAUGUUUAUGUUCCAUACCGACAAAACAUUUUUUCUUGCGCCAUAUUUAGCCGAUAACCAUUGGACCCUAAUUAUCAUUUGUCCAUCAACUGAGAGAGGCUAUAUCAUUGAUUCUAUAAGUAGAGAAAAGGACCAGCAUAGUUACCUUCUUACGUCUGUCAUUGAUGAAGCUUUUGGGUUUCCAUUUCUUUGGGAUAUGGUGAAUUGUAAGCAGCAAAAGAAUGGUUGGGAAUGUGGUUUUAUGGUUAUCAAAAACAUGUACGAGUUUGUCAAUACUAUUCAACAUGACUUUCCCAUUAAGCUUUGGAACGAAAAAGGUUGUCUUCCGCAAAAAGAAAUUGACAAACUGAUCCUAGAAUUAACGCCACAGUUUAUCAGUAGGGUGUUUCCAACGGGUCAGAGGCAUGCGUGACAACAGGUGUGGUGUUGAAAACUAAGAAGAGAGCAAUGCAAAAAAAAGGUAAAAGUUGGAGUUCUACAACUGGAUUGGAGUUGAAGUUUUUGUUUUAUGUUUGAACUUUUGGUGGCAAAUUUGUUUCUUUAGGAGUUAAAGUUUUUUCAUUUUGUGUUUGAACAUUUGGUAGGAGAUCUGUUUCUGUAGGAGUUCCAAGUUUUUUUAUUUUGUGUUGAA